AGGUGUGUCCCAAAAUGGCUGUGGAAAAACAGUUUUGAAGAUUUGUCGUUCUGCAUGAAAUUUGAAGAUGCUGCAUGGUGUACAUUUAUGAAGAGGGCCGUUUACGGUGCCGAGGACCCCACCGGAAAGGUGAAAGGAGGGAGAGGGUGAGAGAGGAGGAGAGGAAAGAGGAGUGAACGGAGAAGAGGAGAGACUGGUGUGUUGAUCUGAACGGUCCUGACCAAAAGUAUGAAGAGCCAGGAAGUCAAGACCCCUAACUCAGUCAAGUCACUCAAGAUGCCAGGUGACAUGAGACCGGUCACUCCCAUGAAGAGCCUCCAGUUCCGCAGCAUCGCCCCCAAAGCUCCCCCCCCUCCCCCACCACUGGUGUCGGACGCCCCAAAGCCCAGCGGUGCCCCCAUGCUUGUGCCCACACAGAACUACGCCCUCAUGCAGGUGGCCGGACGCGAGGGCACCUUCUCCUGGUGCCGCUGCCAGCCUCUGCCUCCGCUGUCGCCACCGCAACAGCCAAUCAGCAAGAGCCUCAAGCUGCCCAUCCCCCGCUACCAGCCAAUGAGGAGCAAGGGCACGCCCGAGAAGGCGGGGAACAGCAAGACGUCGGGCAGCCCUGCCAAAGUCGCCAUGACGCCGGCUCGGUCGGUGGCAGCAGCAUCAGCCAUCCAAUCCAAAGCCUCAGAGGUGGCAAACACGCCCACCGAGCCAGCCAAUGAGCCGCUGGUGUUUGCCGGAGAGGCGGGUCUUGUGGGAAAAGCUGGCCCGAUCUUAGGAUCGUUGGCGCCCAAGCCGACCGCUGUUGCUAUGCCCACCCCAGAGUUGACCCCGCCCACCUGUCAAGUCAAGCCUGAGAAGGUGACUCAGCCAAUCACGGUGCUCUCUCCCGCCCUCUUUGGGAAGGCUGUGCAGCUGGUCACACCCUCUCCCUCGGGGAAACUCCCCAUCCUGCCUUACUCCCGUGUCAGGGACUCCCUAUUGGCCAGUCCGCCUCCGGCCCCUCCCCCUCCGCCUCCUUCUCUAACCAAUCAGAACACUCCUAUGAUCUCACAGACCACACCUCCCCAGUUAACCCCGCCCUCGGCCAAGAGGGAGGCUGCUGGCCGCCCCGAGAAGCCGUCGCCCUCCGCCAGCGCUGCCCCCGGGUCCAGGAAGUACCGCAGCAUCCGGCCCAAACCGGCUCCAGGCGCGGCCCUGCCCCUCCAGCUGUCCUCCUCCUCGUCCUCCUCGUCCUCCUCGUCCACCUCCCCCUCUCCCCCCCUACAGACCCCCCUCAGCCUCCCGCUGCACCCCUGCCCCACCUGCGGACGCUGCUUCCAGCACAAGCACCACCUGACCGCUCACCUGACCACCAGCCACCUCCUGCUGGCCAAUCGCGGCAAGGCGGCGGCAGCGUCGACGGCAGCACCGGCGGCGACAGAGGCGGGCCUGGAGCUGGAGCGUGGCCACGCGAGGCCCGUGCGGCGGGUCAGGUGCGGUCCGCUUGGGUCUACGCGUGUCCGGCCGCGGCCUCUGCUGCGCUGCCUGUUCUGCCAGAAGGCCUUCAGCUACGUGGGCGUGUUCUUCAGUCACCUGCGUGAGCUGCACCGCGUCAUCCUGACCGUGGAGCCCUCCAUCGCCCAGCACGAGGAACACACCCCGGGCACGGAGCUCUGUGAGGAGGACAUGGAGGACCCCGUGGAACUGCAGAUCAAAUGCGGCCGGUGCCAAGCAGUCACGCCCACCUUCUCCGACAUGCAGCUCCACCUCCUCUACGUCCACGGCCAAUCAGCAGGCCCCGGGCCCUCGGGGGGCGGUCCUACGGGCGGCGGCGGCAGCGACGGCCGGACCGUGGAGGAGGAGCUUGUGAAGCACGCCGCCCACUACUGGAGGCAGCUGAACGAGCGGCGAGCCCUGCGUAGGUGCGGGCGCUGCCAGGAGGUCUUCCUGUCCGCGUCCAGACUCAAGCGGCACGCGUGCGGCCGGCGCCCUGGGGGUGCGGCGUCGGCGGGGCUCAGGACUGGACGCGGUGUCCACUGCUUCCUGUGCAGCGUCGUGCUGGACAGCAAACAGGAAGUGCUUGAGCACUGGAGGGGCCGGCACUACUGUGAAAACCCCCCCCUCCUGUGGGACGCUCUGAACGAGGGCGUGGAGACUGAUGGCAGGAGUGUCUCCUAGCAACCCCUGAUGCACCACGGAAGGACACGUGCACGUGUGUGUGUGUGUGUGUGUGUGUGUGUGUGUGUGUGUGCGUGUGUGUGUGUAAGAGUACGAGUAAGAUGUGUGACAUAAACCACUACUACAGUUUUAGCUGUUCAGCUGUUUAGCCAUGUCCGGUUGCACUGCUUUCUUCAUUUGAAUGUCAAGUUGUUUUUACUUUUAUAUUUUUUUUUUCUUGAAGUUAAGAAUUGUAAUUUAUAGGAUUGUUUUCAAACUAGAGUGUUUUGUGUGUAACUGAUUAUUUAAGUUUUGUUUUGUUUGAAGCUAACUCACAGGGCUAUCACUACAAGGCUAAGAGAGAUAUCAGACAGACAGUGAAGCUCCCGGCCAAUCAUAUCUCUGUCGGAUUCUCAGUAGCCAAUCACAGCUCUGCCAGUAUGUUACCGGCCAACCACAGGUCCAUGCUCUCAGGAUGGGAAUAUUUGGGUUACAUAAUGAUGCAAACUCCAUAUUCUCAGAGAGAUAUUUUGAAGACAGCCACUAAAGAGGCGGGUUUUGAUUGUUAUACGUGGUUUGUGUGUGUGUGUGUUGUGGCUCACUGAUUGUGAGAUGUACACAUUUUCUGUUUUCAAAUGACUGUUGUUAAACUGUGCUCAAUUGUUCUAAAAGAAAUCAAUGACAGGGUAAUUGAAUGUUUUACAUCAAAUAAUCUAUCCACAUACUGUUCUCAUAGACAUAGAAUAUACUGAGUAUUUAUAGAGAUGAAGACAAAUAAAUACCUAAAUAUUUA
Molecule: messenger RNA, 2920 nt
Organism: Alosa alosa (allis shad)
Lineage: Eukaryota; Metazoa; Chordata; Actinopteri; Clupeiformes; Clupeidae
Gene: znf438
Product: zinc finger protein 438
Exons: 7
Coding region: 229-2148 (639 amino acids)
Cellular component (GO): nucleus
Source: RefSeq, a predicted model, not a curated record